Molecule: messenger RNA, 642 nt
Organism: Trifolium pratense (red clover)
Lineage: Eukaryota; Viridiplantae; Streptophyta; Magnoliopsida; Fabales; Fabaceae
Product: calcineurin B-like protein 1
Exons: 8
Coding region: 1-642 (213 amino acids)
Biological process (GO): calcium-mediated signaling
Molecular function (GO): kinase binding; calcium ion binding
Source: RefSeq, a predicted model, not a curated record
AUGGGCUGCAUACACCCUAAAGAAAGAAGAUUUCCAGGACAACAAAAUCCAAUAAUUCUUGCAUCAGAAACAGCUUUUAGUGUUAGUGAUGUUGAAGCAUUAUUUGAGCUUUUUAAGAGUAUAAGUGGGUCAGUCGUUGAUGAUGGACUAAUAAGCAAGGAAGAAUUUCAACUCGCAAUUUUCAAUAAUAAAUCAAAGGAAAAUCUCUUCACUAGUCGGAUCUUUGAUCUAUUUGAUGUGAAGAGGAAAGGAGUAAUUGACUUUAGUGACUUUGUGAGAGCACUCAAUGUCUUCCAUCCAAAUGCCCCACAAGAAGUCAAGAUAGAUUUUUCAUUUAGGCUCUAUGAUUUGGAUAAUACAGGUUAUAUAGAGCGCGAUGAGGUCAAGCAAAUGAUAAAUGCACUUCUAUGUGAGUCUGAAAUUAAAUUGAGUGAUGACAUGAUAGAAACAAUUCUUCAGAAGACUUUUUUGGAUGCUGACCCAAACCAAGAUGGAAAAAUAGACAAAUCCGAGUGGCAUAACUUUGUUUCUCAAAAUCCGUCACUGCUAAAAAUCAUGACACUGCCCUAUCUAAGGGACAUAACAACAAGUUUCCCGAGUUUCGUAUUUAACUCAAAUCUGGAUGAUGAUAUUGUUACUUAA